AUGUACAGUACAAAAUCUGUGAGUUUCGUGAGUUCCUUUAGCCCUUCAAAAAAUGGUUCAGAAACAAAAUCAAGGCGAGAGAAAUUCCAAACAGCCCAGCAGUACCGACGAUGCGAAACAGAAAAGGAAGGAGAAAAAAAAGUCGUCCAAGGUGAGUUUGAGAAAAAAUAGCCGUGAAGAAAGAUUGUGUGCUCCAUGGGACAAUUAUGGUUUUACGAUUUUGGGAAGAGAAAAUUGAGCAAAAUUCAUGCUCCACAUGCAUAAUUUCCAUUGCAAAAUGCAAAAACGCUUCUUGGAGCUAUAUUUAUCAAUGGAGCACACAAAACCCUUUCUUACGGCUAUUUUUCAUAGGAUACAGACAAAAAUAAAUGAACGCUUCAUAGAUUUCCGAGAAAAAUUACCCGAAAUUUGCCUUGUUCUCCAUGGAGCGCAAAAGCUCCAUUUUUUUUCAGAGCCGUUUUUCACCGGACCCACAGCGGCAAAAUCCACGGAAACAUUCCAAAAGGGACAAGAACAACGCCUCGGAAACCUAUCUGAGGAGCCUUGUCAAGAGGAAACAGGAGAAGAUGCUGCAACAGCAAAAGGCCGAAAAUAGCCCGUCGGAUGCAAAGGAAAAAAGGAGCAUGGUCGAACAGGAAGCAGUGAACCCCAGGUUUGGAAAAAAAAUGAUAGUCUCAAAGAAAAUGGCAAAAAUGAAACUACUCAUGAUAGGAAUCGAACCAGAGACCCUUGAAUAGCAAUCUUCCGUCUUAGCCAUUGAGCCAAGAUACUUGAACUUUUGCUGCCAGGAACCGAACCAGAGACCCUCUUACUAGCCAUCUACAUCCUUAGCCAUUAGGCCAAGAUGAUUUCAUUUGAAAUUUCACUACCAGGAGCCGAACCAGAGACCCUCUUACUAGCCAUCUACAUCCUUAGCCAUUAAGCCAAGAUGAUUUCAUUUGAAAUUUCACUGCCAGGAGCCGAACCAGAGACCCUCUUACUAGCCAUCUACAGCUUUAGCCAUUAGGCCAAGAUGAUUUCAUUUGAAAUUUCACUGCCAGGAGCCGAACCAGAGACCCUUUACCAGCCAUUUACAGCCUUAGCCAUUAGGCCAAGAUGAUUUCAUUUGAAAUUUCACUGCCAGGAGCCGAACCAUAGACCAUUUUACUAGCCAUCUACAGCCUUAGCCAUUGAGCCAAGCUUUUUCAGAAUCUCGUGUUCUCUAGUCGUCCCGGAUGCGGAAGAGGCCUUGGAGAUGGAGAAACGAGCGAAGAAAUUGCGGAAGGAACGCUGGCGUGAGAAGAAAGGUCGAGAAAAAAUAGCCGCGAAAAACGAGACUUGUGCGCUCCACGGAUAAUUAUUCAAAAAUGCACUUUUUCGGCUAAAAAUCGAAUUUUUCAUGGAGCUCCAUUUCCCCAACUGAUUUCUUGAUUUUCCAGAAGAAGAACUCCGACGUUCCCAGGCGAUGGACCAGCCGACCGUCCUCCGGAUCAAAAACGAACCCGUACAAGCCGUUCUGAUGGGCAAAAUAGUGGACAAGGUCAAGGAGCGCAAGAUGAAAGAGCAGCAAAAGCCUAAAAAGGACACGACUACCGUAAGAGGACACUUAAGUGGGAAAAUAUUUUUCGAAAAUGUUUCAGACGGACGCCAAAUCAUUGAUCUUGUUGGAUAAGCCGCGCAUAUUCGGCGCGAGGACCAAAAGGUCAAAGAAGAAAGUGGAUGUAAGUGGACUUUAGAGCAAAACGACUCAUGAAACCCUUGAAAUGACUCUCAACGCGUCGCGGCCGCGUGGCAAUCCAGAAAUCGAACACGCCUUUCAAACGCUUUACUAAGCCACUUGGCGCAACUUGUUUCUGGUCGGGCGCAACUAAUUUUAUUGAAGCUAGCCAUCCUAGCCAACUUUUCGAGAGUUUUGUGAACCCUUAAAAAGUCUAAAAGUCUAAAAAGUCUAAAGAUCCAAAAGUCCCUAAAAAAGUCUAAAAGGUCGUCGAAGAAGAAAGUGGAUGUAAGUGGACUUUUGAGCAAAAAAACUGAUGAAACCCUUAAAAUGACUCUUAGCGCGUCGCGGUCGCGUGGCGGUUCAGAAAGUUGAACGGAAAAACCAAGCCACUUGGCGCAACUCGUUUCUGGUCGGGCGCAAGGGAUUUCAUCCGGUUUUGAACCUAGCCAUCCUAGCCAUUUUUUCGAUAGUAUUGUGAAGCCUUAAAAAAAUCCAACGUUUGCAGCUCGACAUUUGUCUGGAGGAAGAGGCCGAAGCCGAUCUCAGCGAGUCGAACACGCAGCCGAGCCAAGAAGUGCUGUCGCCGGCGAGAAGCGAACCGGCCAACCGAAAGCCAACCCCCGCGCACGCUCAUCAUCACAAGACGCUCAGCUCGAAGAGGACCACGAGAGCCGUCGUCACCGAGGAUCCCGUCGCCGAUGAACGCGGGAUGAUGUUGAAAUCAGUCCGGAACUACGAUAAUAAGGGAUUCAUGUAUGACUCGGAGAACGAGCCGUUCUGGUCGACUCCCAUGGAGCCGACCGACGAAGACUUGGUCAGUUUCUGGUUGGAAUCAGAAAAUCAUCUUCCAAAUUUACGAAGAACUAGGGUGUUUCUUAAUGUAAGAUCCAUUAUGACGGCUUUAUAAAAAACAUCUUUUACGGUCAAAUUUUUCUUAUGCGUUCUUAUGCGUUUUUAUGCGUUUCUAAUGCGUUCUUAUGAGCUUCUAAUGCGUUCUUAUGCGUUUCUUAUUCGUUCUUAUGCGUUUCUUAUGCGUUCUUAUGCGUUCUUAUGCGUUCUUAUGCGUUAUCUUAUGCGUUACCUAUUCCGAAAAACCACCAAGACCAGAAAACUAGAUCCCCAUCUCAUUUUCUUCAGGAUGGGUUAGACGAAGGAGCACGUGUGACGUCAGAAACGCUAGAUGAGGUGAUGAGUGGCCGCGUUAUACUCGUGAACAUGCCGAACACACCGUAAGACGACCAUGGACCGCAUUUGGAAUGGCCAACUCAUCUUAAGGAUUAUUUUGGACCCGAUAGCUGGACUCAACGACCUUCGGACCCGCAAUAAGUUCUUCCUCAUUGAGAUCGUGUUUAGCAACACCGUCCGGAGUGUGGUCAACAUAAGUGCGGGUGAGUUUGGAAUGGCUCAAGGCGUUGCGGUCGCGCGAGGCGGACUUAUUUCGGAAAAAUGCCAAGCCACGCAUCGUGACCGCGACGCUUCAUCCAUUCCUAAUGCGACCAACCAUUCACAGAAAUCCCGCAAAGCCACGAGCGUCAAAGACAGCGGCGCCAGAUUCGCGAGGAAAAUGGCGAUUUUACGCAAGUCGACGACGACGGCAUCCAAUUUGAGACCCCUGACAAGUGUCUCAUCUACUCGGUUUUUUCUCAAUACGGAUUGGCGUCAAACCGUUUCGGUCGGUUGCAGAGAACUGACCCGCGCGGAACGGCUUCCCGCAAAGUCACGGUGCCUUUCAAACCGAGCACCUUCCGCUCUUGA
Molecule: messenger RNA, 3454 nt
Organism: Caenorhabditis auriculariae
Lineage: Eukaryota; Metazoa; Nematoda; Chromadorea; Rhabditida; Rhabditidae
Source: the annotation of a GenBank genome assembly